AUGGCGUCUCCUUCUUCAAAACGAUGCCUACACGAAAUCCUCGGCCUGACCGUCAACUCCUCGCCGAACGAAAUUCGCUCCACUUACAAGAAACUAGCUCUCCAACGCCACCCAGACAAGCUCCUCCAGUCCGCUUUAACUCACCACCAAGCCACCGCUCAGUUCAAAGAACUCAACUUCGCCUACAAAAAGAUUUACAAGACUGAAGUGGAUUUCGUAAAGAAAUCAGGGUUGGGAUUGGACACGAUGCAGGAGGUGCCAAGAAUGGGGAAUUUACGGAGUCCGGUGAAGGAAGUGAGGGUCAGUACGGUGGUGGACUUCCGGUGGGUGGAGGGAAAAAGGGCGUCGGAGACGGAGGAAUUGAAAGAAGAGUAUAAUGAGAGGGUGAGAAAAAUGGCGGAGUUUGUGAGAAAGAGAGAUAAAAGAGUGAUUGAUUUACUGAGAAAGGUAAAGAUUGAGCAAGAAAGAAGACAGGUGGAGGAAUUGGAGAUGGAGGUGAAGAGGAAAGAUUAUUGUUGUGAGUUGUGCGGAGAAAAAUUUCAGAGUGAGAACCCUGAGCAAUGGAGGAAGCGCGUGCAGGAUGUGGUUGAAUUUUGGCAGGGUUUCGUGGAGGAAGAGGGGGAGAGCGAGGAACUGUGUGAGAGAUGCAUUAAAACGACGUCGGCCCGGGACUCUCGUGUGCAGCUUUUAGGGGGUAAAAGUUUCCGGAUUUGA
Messenger RNA from Mangifera indica (mango), 714 nucleotides. RefSeq names its product DNAJ protein JJJ1 homolog. The coding region runs from base 1 to 714 and encodes 237 amino acids. The transcript has 2 exons. NCBI's taxonomy places the organism in Eukaryota, Viridiplantae, Streptophyta, Magnoliopsida, Sapindales, Anacardiaceae. The record is from RefSeq and is a predicted model, not a curated record.